This is a messenger RNA of Malus domestica (apple), 687 nucleotides long. The record is from RefSeq and is a predicted model, not a curated record. NCBI's taxonomy places the organism in Eukaryota, Viridiplantae, Streptophyta, Magnoliopsida, Rosales, Rosaceae.
AUGGCUAAUCCUGGUGGGAAUGUGCCUCGACGACCUCGUUCUUCUAUAAUGGGAGGACUUCAGCAGUUUACUAAUGCUUUGAUCAAUGCUCUUCCGGGUCAUAGGCCCAAUCGGACGUAUAUCGAAAUUGCUAGAAGCCAUGGAGUUACUGAUUUGGAAACUGUGGGAAAUGGUGAGGAGGCUGAGCAGUGGUUAGAAAAGAUGGAGGAUACCUUGGAGGUUAUGAAAUGUCCACUAAAUGAAUGGGCAAACACAGCAGCGUAUUUUAUUCAGGGUGAUGCUAGAAGUUGGUGGAGAACAACGAGGGAAUCUCGUCCGCCUGGUUCUUUGAUGACAUGGGCUGCCUUCCGGAAACGUUUUAUUGCUUACUUUCUAAGCCCCAGUUACAGAUUGAGGAAAAGGCAAGAGUACUUAGAGUUCCGACAGGGUGACCUCAGUAUCACAGAAUUUGAUAGUACUUUCAGGCGUUUGGCCAGGCAUUAUGAUGGGACAUAUGAUAAUCCGCAGGCACAGAUGGAUCAGGCGAUGUUUGCACUGAACCAGGAGUACCGUACACUGGUAGCUGCUCAGAGACCCAAAACUUAUGAGGAAAUAAUUGAAAUAAGCCUGAGUAUAGAACAGUCCAAGUGGGAUACUGAGAUACAGGAUCGACCUCAGGCUUGGAGCCAGCCUCAGAGACAGAAUUGA